Molecule: messenger RNA, 9528 nt
Organism: Mercenaria mercenaria
Lineage: Eukaryota; Metazoa; Mollusca; Bivalvia; Venerida; Veneridae
Product: kelch-like protein 5
Exons: 10
Coding region: 886-2739 (617 amino acids)
Molecular function (GO): protein binding
Source: RefSeq, a predicted model, not a curated record
GAUAUGUUAGUUCCUGUAUUUUUUUAAGCUUUUGCAUUAAGCUCUUAGGCUCCACCAAAUAUUUACAUUUAGAUUUUAAUCUUGGAUAUUUUAUUAGUGUACAAUGUAUGAUUGGUGACAUUUUAAUUUGUGUGAUGGGACUUUGUAUGUAAGAUUGCUGAAAACAGUUGUUUCUAUUAUAUCUGUUCACAUCACCGUACACUGUGAUAAAGUAACGGAAACUGAAAGUUACGCAGGCGGAAAAUAGAAAAUAAUGUAAGGCUUGCAGGGUAUUGGUUUGUCGAUUUUUUUCGGACAAAAAUUCUGAAACUUGGGAGGAUAUCAGUGAAAAUAAUGUGAAAAUAAUUGACAAAAUGGAUUUCAUAAAUAUGAUUUUGUUUUGUUAAUAAUGGAUAAAGAAAUCUUUUCAAAGAUAUUAUCGUGUACUUUUACAUUUACAAUAUUAUUUAUGAUUACUGAGAAGAUGUGAUUUUUGUGAGAGUUGGGUAAUAAAUUCUCUUUGUAAAAGCAGUUUUCCGCAUGAUUUGGGACAGUUAUUACUUAUUUAAAAAUAUACUUUGUUCAUUACUGGCAGAUUGCAGUUUAAUUGAAUGUGAACAGAAGAGAAAAUGAUUUAAGAGGUUUGAAAAACACUAAAAUAAUCGAGAAAACAAAGAUUGUUUUCUAAAUGAAGAAAAGAAAUAAUUUUUCAUAAUUGAAGCUUUAAUAUUGCAUUACAGCAUGGAAGCAAGGAAUAAUGAAAAAGUAAUUUUAGGAGAACAAGGUAUAAUAGUCUAAAAGUCUGUGUUUGUAAUUGCAAAAGUGUAUUUAUGUGGUAGACAUAAUAAGGAGUUUCUAGCUGGUUAUAUACGAGUCAAAAUAUUGCACUUGGAUAUUUUGUUGUGAAUGGUGCUAGAUUCUGUAAUUUCAUGUGCUCGGAUAUCUCGUGCCAUCAACUCGAUGAGGCUCUGGAAGAAGAAGAAAAUGUCCCAGACAUACUGCAGGUACCUGGUUCACCACACGUAUGCGGCUAACACAUUUAACAACACAAAGAUGGAGGACAUUGGUGACGCGUUCCAUUCGAUGAACCAUGCGGAACGCAUGAUGAAAAAGAUGGAAGAAUAUGUGAGAAAACAUUCUCUGUGUGAUGUUGUAUUAGUUGCCGGGCAACGACGUAUUCCUGCUCACAGACUAGUGCUCAGUGCUGCAUCGGACUACUUUGCAGCAAUGUUUACAAAUGAUGUGCGUGAAGCGUCAAUGGAAGAAGUGAAAAUAAAAGAAGUAGAUCCUGAUGCAUUAGCUGCUGUUGUUAACUUUGCUUACACAGGCUCAAUAGAACUCCGGGAAGACACAGUCGAGAAUCUGCUGUCAACAGCAUGUAUGUUACAACUGUCGGAAGUGGUUGAGGCAUGCUGUAACUUUCUCAUGAAACAACUUCAUCCAUCAAACUGUAUCGGUAUUCGACAGUUUGCUGAUGCUCAGGGAUGCUCCGACCUUUACAAAGUUGCCAAUAACUAUGUAAUGGAAAGGUUUGGAGAAGUGAUGAACACCCAAGAAUUUCUCAUCCUGCCUCCCGAUGAGGUUGCCAAGCUUCUAGCCAGUGACGAUCUCAAUAUCCAGAGCGAGGAGAUAAUUUACUCAGCGUUAGUCAUGUGGAUCAACCAUGAUAUCAACAAUCGCAAGAAAUACCUCGCUAAACUUAUGUCGCAUAUCAGACUUCCACUCAUGUCUCCACAGUUUAUCGCAGACCAUGUUGAGACAAAUCCCCUGUUCAAAGACAACAAAGACUGUCAGGGCCUGAUAAUGGAGGCCUUAAAGUACCAUUUACUACCCGAGAGACGAUCAUCAUUCCAGAGUCCAAGGACCAAACCCCGCAAAUCCACCGUCGGGAUGAUGUUUGCUGUUGGUGGUAUGGAUAGUAAUAAAGGGCCAUCAACAAUUGAGAAAUAUGAUUUACGGACCAAUACUUGGACACAGGUAGCUAACAUGAAUGGUCGACGACUUCAGUUUGGUGUGGCGGUACUUGAGAACAAACUGUUUAUCGUUGGAGGCCGAGAGGGACUGAAGACCUUAAACACUGUAGAAUGUUAUGAUCUGAGAAAGAAAACAUGGACUCUCAUGCCGCCUAUGUCAACACACAGACAUGGAUUGGGUGUUGGAGUGUUGGAGGGCCCUAUGUAUGCAGUCGGGGGCCACGAUGGUUGGUCAUACCUGAACACUGUAGAGAGGUGGGACCCGCAGGCUAAACAGUGGAGUUAUGUGGCCCCUAUGUCAACACCAAGAAGUACAGUGGGAGUGGCUGUUCUGUUUGGAAAGCUGUAUGCUGUGGGAGGCAGAGAUGGUUCAUCUUGUCUCAAGUCUGUUGAGUGUUUUGAUCCUCACACUAAUAAAUGGAUGCCAUGUACACCAAUGUCUAAAAGACGUGGAGGUGUGGGUGUUACUACAUGUAAUGGGUUCCUGUAUGCAGUAGGGGGCCAUGAAGCCCCAGCGACCAAUCCUACAUGUUGUAGAUUUGACUGUGCUGAAAGAUAUGACCCUAAAACUGACCAGUGGACCAUGAUAUCACCCAUAAGUGCCCCAAGAGAUGCUGUGGGUAUGUGUCUGUUAGGGGACAGACUCUACGCUGUAGGAGGGUAUGACGGACAACAUUACUUGAAAGACGUGGAAGCGUAUGAUCCUAUAAAUAACGAAUGGACCAAGGCAGCUCCGUUGAGUACAGGGAGAGCAGGUGCUUACGUAGUACAUGUGCCGCACAGUUGACAAAAACCACGCUGGUCACUCUCGUCUCUGAGGAAGUGGCCAUCCGGAUUCUUCAAACGUAAAUCCAAAUUGAAUUCCAGUCCCUCAACUACCUGGAUAUAGACUUGUAAUCAGAUGUAAUCAACGUACAUCCACCACUAACACAUUGUAUUUGUUCAGAAUAUUAACCAGUCAGUGAAAUAUUUUUCUCAGAAUGUGUACCAGUCUGUGAAUAUUUUUACACUUUGAAGCAUUCUGUUUAUUUUCUGACUGUUUUUAGCUCACCUGUCACAAAGUGACAAGGUGAGCUUUUGUGAUCGUGCGGUGUCCGUCGUCCGUCCGUGCGUCCGUAAACUUUUGCUUGUGACCACUCUAGAGGUCACAUUUUUCAUGGGAUCUUUAUGAAAGUUGGUCAGAAUGUUCAUCUUGAUGAUAUCUAGGUCAAGUUCGAAACUGGGUCACGUGCCAUCAAAAACUAGGUCAGUAGGUCUAAAAAUAGAAAAACCUUGUGACCUCUCUAGAGGCCAUAUAUUUCACAAGAUCUUCAUGAAAAUUGGUCAGAAUGUUCACCUUGAUGAUAUCUAGGUCAAGUUCGAAACUGGGUCACGUGGGGUCAAAAACUAGGUCAGUAGGUCUAAAAAUAGAAAAACCUUGUGACCUCUCUAGAGGCCAUAUUUUUCAUGAGAUCUUCAUGAAUAUUGGUCAGAAUGUUUAUCUUGAUGAUAUCUAGGUCAGGUUCGAAACUGGGUCACGUAGGGUCAAAAACUAGGUCAUUAGGUCUAAAAAUAGAAAAACCUUGUGACCUCUCUAGAGGCCAUAUUUCUCAAUGCAUCUUCAUGAAAAUUGGUCAGAAUGUUCAUCUAGAUGAUAUCUAGGUCAAGUUCGAAACUGGGUCACGUGGGGUUAAAAACUAGGUCAGUAGAUCUAAAAAUAGAAAAACCUUGUGACCUCUCUAGAGGCCAUAUUUUUCAUGAGAUCUUCAUGAAUAUUGGUCAGAAUGUUCACCUUGAUGAUAUCUAGGUCAAGUUCGAAACUGGGUCAUGUGGGGUCAAAAACUAGGUCAGUAGAUCUAAAAAUAGAAAAACCUUGUGACCUCUCUAGUGGCCAUAUUUCUCAAUGGAUCUUCAUGAAAAUUGGUGAGAAUGUUCACCUUGAUGAUAUCUAGGUCAAGUUCGAAACUGGGUCAUGUGCGGUCAAAAACUAGGUCAGUAGGUCUAAAAAUAGGAAAACCUUGUGACCUCUCUAGAGGCGAUAUUUUUCAGUGGAUCUUCAUGAAAAUUGGUCAGAAUGUUUACCUUGAAGAUAUCUAGGUCAAGUUCGAAACUGGUUCACGUGGGGUUAAAAACUAGGUCAGUAGAUCUAAAAAUAGAAAAACCUUGUGACCUCUCUAGAGGCCAUAUUUUUCAUGAGAUCUUCAUGAAUAUUGGUCAGAAUGUUCAUCUUGAUGAUAUCUAAGUCAGAUUCAAAACUGGGUCACGUGGGGUCAAAAACUAGGUCAGUAGGUCUAAAAAUAGAAAAAACCUUGUGACCUCUCUAGAGGCCAUAUUUCUCAAUGGAUCUUCAUGAAAAUUGGUGAGAAUGUUCAGCUUGAUGAUAUUUAGGUCAGGUUCGUAACUGGGUCAUGUGCGGUCAAAAACUAGGUCAGUAGGUCGAAAAAUAGAAGAACCUUGUGACCUCUCUAGAGGCCAUAUUUUUCACGAGAUCUUCAUGAAAAUUGGUGAGAAUGUUCACCUUGAUGAUAUCUAGGUCAAGUUUAAAAGUGGGUCACGUGCCUUCAAAAACUAGGUCAUUAGGUCAAAUAAUAGAAAAACCUUGUGACCUCUCUAGAGGCCAUGUUUUUCAAUGGAUCUUCAUGAAAAUUGGUCAGAAUUUUUUAUCUUGAUGAUAUCUAGGUCACAUGUGCUCAAAAACUAGGUCACUAUGUCAAAUAAUAGAAAUAACGAUGUCAUACUCAGUUGAACACUGGGUCAUGUGGAGAUAGGUGAGCGAUUCAGGACCAUCAUGGUCCUCUUGUUUGUCGGUAACAGCAGAUAUUGACAGUAUGUGCUAGGAAGUACAAAGAUGUUAUGUGCAAUCAAACUUUUCAAUUUGAGGAGAAGGCAGAAAGAAUCCAGUAUGUCUUUCUUGACUGAGGUGAAAAAUUCGAGAUGUUUUUUCACUAGGUUUUGUGCUGAUCAAGAAAAGAUAUAGACAUUGUUUGAAGAGUCAGCUUGCAGUACAUUGAUAUUGCUUUGUUCAGCUGAGAAUUUGACAUUUAUAUGAACGAGAUGAUUGUCAGAGUAAGAAUGUAUUUGUGAUUUUAGAGAGAAAAUGAGAGUUAAUAGUAAAAGUUGCAAUAAGUUGCAAUAUAUUUUAUAUUUGUGACAACUUGCCAUGUUAUAGAUGCUGGGUAAAGGGAGGUAAAUCAUCUUAGCACAAGAUUACCGCAACUGUGAUUUCUGUAAUGAACUGAACUUUACAAUUUUAUAGUUGUUGUGUGAAAAAAAAUUGAGAAAGUGUUCAGUAAGUGAUCAGUAUAUGGUUGAAUCCAUAAAGUGGAUUCAUUGAUUGUGUUUAUUUAUGAAAGAAUAUGCCAUGUUUAAAGUAGUAUAACAUAUUCAAAUUGAUUUAAGAUGUUCUAACCUGAAUGGAAGGUAUAUUUCUCUCAUUUUGAUAAUCGUUUUGCAUUUGUAAAUUUUGAGUAGAACAAAUUUAAAUCUAGAAUUUGUGUAGAAAUAAGACCAGGGCUUGGCAAAUUGUUUCAGAGCAAUGUGUCCUGCAGGACAAACUACUCAGAAUUUUCACUCAUUCUGCCGAAACUUGUACUCGUACUGUAAUUCACUAAGGAAAAAUUAUUUUAUGAAAAACUAUAGUGUCUUAUUUUAAAGUCUGGUGAUAACAGUACAUACAAGAAUCUUGUUUUGGACUAUGUAGUGUCUAGCAAAAACAAUCAUAAUGGUAUACUGUAAUAGAAUAGGACGUAUUCAAGAGUUGUGAACAAUAAAUUAGGGCAUGUUUUCUAUUUUUAGAUACUUCAGCUUCAGGUCGGUUUUCAUUAAAUGUAUUAUCUUUUGGUCAAAAUUGCUUUUGUCCUGCAGGGCGAGAACUACAACAAGUUCCAUUAGCUUGGAGCCAAUUUCUACUCAAGGACAAGUGGAAUCGUCAAGCUCUGAUGACCAAAGUCUCUGUUCACAUUUAUUAUUUAAAGUGCAAUUUACAUGAAGGGUUUUCUUACAGUUUGACAGGCUUUGUUAGUAGGGGACCAAAAAUAACAUUUAAAUGCCUUUUUGACUUUGUAUUCUUCUUCAUUUACCAUUGAAAAUAUUUUUCUGAUUAACAAUGCCCUGCACCUUUGGAUUGAUAGAACUGCUGCAGUGAAAGACUGUCUACCUUUACAAUAUGAAUAAAAUUUGCAUUUUUUCUAUUUUAUGUCCAAAGUAAAAUAUAAAAUACAAAUUUUUGAUGCAUUUGGAUAUAUAUACUUUGUUCCUAAUUAAUUUUGUUGGAAGUUUUUUAAUGCUGUUUACCUUUUGUGUAUACUUAGCUUUUUUUGAAAUUAAUUAUUCAAAGGAAACAGUUAUCUUUGAUGUGUAAAAACUGGAUAGUGUAACAUAUGAUAAUGUUUUAUGGCUUUUUUUUUUUGCAUAGUACCCUGUAUUCUUUGAUGGAGAAUGAUUGUUUGACAGGGAUAAUCUGAAAGUUUAUUGGAAGAUUGAAUUGGUGAAUAUUCUGACCUAUUGUCAGCAGUGAUACUGGAGACCAAAAAUGUUGAUACCUUUUUGCAGUCUGUAUAUUGAAAAGAAUUCAGCAUGCAUGUGAGAUAUGGUUCAUGUUGUUUAAAAUCACAGCCGCACAAUAUCAGAAAAAGUUAGUAUAGUUUUAAAAUGUUCUGUUUCCAAUUAGUAUAGAACUUUAUGAGGGCAUUUUAUUUUCAUGUUGUUUGAAGCCAAUGGUUGUAAAUAUAACUUCUUCCAGUAUGUAUUGUACCUUUUCUGUAUGUCUUACAUUAUUAUGCUAUGUUUCGUAUGAUAAAAUUAUGUCACACUUUAGUACAAGUACAUCAUAUUUUGCAUCUUCAUGUCAUGUCAUACAUUAUUACCAUUGUAUCAUAUAUUGCAUGAUGAUGCCAUGUCACAAACUAUUACUGAUACGACAUUGUGUAUUAUUAUACUUAUUUCUUUUCAUAAUGACAAACAAUUUACUCAGAUAGAGAAUUUCCAUUAGAUUAUACUAUCAAAAGCAUCACUUUGUAAAUGAAUGACAGAAUUGGGUAUACUAGAGACAUGAUAAAAACAUUGAAUUUUAUGAAGGUGCCUAUUCUGCAGAUCAGAUAUUACUAUAUCCAUACAGAGAUCAGAGAUACAAGGAACUAACAACAGUUCAUGUUCAUAACCUUACAUAUAUCAGAGUGACUCUAAAUCAUACAUUACAUCAUGAUGUCAUAUCUUGUUAAAUCUCUACACAUCAUAUCUUACAAUAUUGAAAUGUUACAUAUAUUUUCUAACAUCAUUUCUGAACAACGAAUUUAUCUACUUAUAAAAUGUCUCAAAUUCUUUUGUACAAAGUUCUCUAUUUUGUAAACAAUUUCUGUUGAAAAGUGUUAUGAAAUAUAAACAGAUGUAACUUUGUGAUGAAUGAAAUUGUCAUAUCAAGUAGUAUCAUUUGUGAUUCUUAUUCUAGAACUUUAGUAAUGGAGCCAUAACGAGACAUAACUUGAGAAAACAAGAAAGUCAGCUUUCAGAUUGUCUUCCAUAUUGUUAACCCUGUGUUGCUAAGCAUGUCAAACAGUUAAUAUGUUGAUGAAAUAUUCGACUAGAUCUUUAGAAUACCAGAGUCUUUCCCUCCCCUACUAGACAUACAUACAUUUCAGAAAAAGAGUCCCAUAGAUGUAAUAAUACAUAGCAAAUGAUAUUUUUAUAUGUAAUUUGUCCCUCCUCUUUAUGUUUGAGUCUGAUACUUGACUGUAAGGGUGCAAACAGUAAACUUGGGAUAGAUUUGCAGUAGGUUCUCAAAAGAAGUCUGAAGAUCAUUGAAAGGCAAAAAGUUGAAAUGAAAGUCUUCCAACACUUGAGAUGCUGAAUGUUGUAGUGCCUUUUUAUGUAUAUCUUACAAGCUGCCAUGGUUACAGGUUUUAUCUUACCAGUUGCCAUGGCUGUAGUUUUUGUCUUAUUACUUGUCAUGGUUACUGGUUUUGUUAACCUGUUGUCAUGGUAACAGGUUGUGUCUUACAAGUUGCCAUGGUUACAGGUUUUGUCUUGAUUAAAAGUUUGUCUUACCAGCUGCCCUGAUCACAGGCUUUAUCUUACAGUAACUCAUGGUAUAAUACUGAUUUCAUCUUACCAAUUGCCAAUUUGCCAUAGUUACAAAUUUUAUCUAAUAGUAGCAAUUGUACCCAACUGCUAUGGUUACAUAUUUUGUCUAACAAGUUAACAUGGCUACAUUUUGUAAUGUCAGUUGCCAUGGUUACAGAUUUUGUCUAACAAGUUACCAUGGUUACAGAUUUUGUCUUACUAGUAGCCAUGGUUACAAGUUUGUCUUACCAGUUCAGUAAAUAAUAGUUUGAUAAUAUUCUGUACAUGUUCUGCUAAAAUGCUGUUUUGUGUUUUAAAUGAUGCUGUGUGUUUCCCAUUAUAGUAACAUAUAUCUAACCUUCAAAGAGAAAUGGAAGCUUUACAACUGACUGGAUCACUCAGCUAGUGGGUACAGCCAAAAGCACAUAGUGACUUUCAGCAAGGAUGUCUAUAUGCUAGAAAAGAAUACUAACUGUUUCAGAUAUUUGCAACCCUUUCUACAUGUAACCUUCAAGUUGUUGGAUUCAGUAAUAAAACAGUUGUUGCCUUUUACAUUUGGUCAGUAUGAGGAUAUAUCAACCUGGGGAUGUGUUACACCCUUUGUCAAUAUAACUUUUCCCAGGUUGAUAAAUCCACUUGUUGACCUUGCUGAAAAGCAAGAAUUGUUUAGUGUUUGAAUAAUAGAUGUCUGGAAAAAAUUAUACUAGGUAUCAAAUAUCUAGGUAUUCUUUUAGCAGAGAAUUUUUUUUUAUUAUUGUGCUGUUCAAACAGGAUAAGUUUAUCUUUAUAUUUGUUCACAUUUUAUAUCAACUAAAAUUUCAGUAAGAAAAAUAAGACAAACAAACAUUUAACAUUGAGAAAAAUUUACUUGCUGCAUCAUUUCUUUAUAACCGCUUUGGUAUUGAACCUCCACACAUAUUUUCAGGGCUACAUUUCAUCAUCUCUAUUUAUUUAAUAUGUAUAUCUUGUUACAGUGCGACAAUAUAUCUUGUUAUUAUGUGACACUUUAUCUUGUUAUUGUGUGACCAAUAUAUUUUGUUACACUAUGACAAUAUGUCUUGUUGCAUUAUGACACUAUCUUGUUACUGUGUGACAAUAUAUCUUGUUACUGUGUGACAACUGAAAAUGUGAUUAACUGAAAUUUUCAUUAACAAAUCUUACUUUGUUUUAGUAACUUCCUGCCAGUUUGUUCUGUAUAAAUGUGUAAAUUCCCUAGUCACUAUUUUAAACAUCUACAGUCAAAACUGUCUUAUAUAAGUGCUGUCAUUUUUCUAAUUUAUCCCAAAUAAAAAAUCUUUUUUAUGUAAAUUAAGUGGGUUGUGUAUGUUUGUUUUGUAAUGUUAACACAUAUAAAGUUCUUUUUAUUUGCCAAGAAUGAAGGUCCAGUUUUGUAUGAAAUGAUUUUUGCAUAAUCACCCGCCAUUUGUAAAAAUGUGCUAUAUGUAAGUUCUCUUUUUGUGUUCCAAAGUUCUUUACAUCUUUGAUGAUAUGUAUAUAAAGCAAACUAGAAAAUGAAAAAUAAAAAUAAAACCAUUGAGAA